Molecule: messenger RNA, 1194 nt
Organism: Trypanosoma grayi
Lineage: Eukaryota; Euglenozoa; Kinetoplastea; Trypanosomatida; Trypanosomatidae
Exons: 1
Coding region: 1-1194 (397 amino acids)
Source: RefSeq, a predicted model, not a curated record
AUGGAGAUUGUGCGGCGGAUCUCGAGCUGCGUGGACGGUGGCCAUCUCUUUGACUUCACACUCGAUGAGGCGUCACCGCAUGAGCCGGAGAUGGUGCGCGUGCAUCACUAUUACGUUGUGUCAACCGACCAGUCGAGCGCACACGCCUACUGCUACCUCUCCACACGCCUGUGUCCGCGUGACGUAGAUGCGGUGCUCAGCAGCUGGCUAACGCUUUACUGCCGUGUCUUUGGCGUCACCACAUACGAGCGCUUUCUCGAAAUGCGCCACAGUAUCUCCAACUCGAGCACUGAAGGUUACGCUCUCUUCGCCAGCGAGACCGUCGCGCGUGCAGCUUUGCGCGCUGUGGCCUCCAGCGGUGCACGGGCAUUGAGCAAGCGCUUUGAUAAUGAGGCACUGACGCACCUGGUGCAGACGCCGCGGGACGCAGAAGCUGGAGAUUUGGCGUCACCCCCCUUGUACGAUGACUGGAGGUCUUGCGUCGACGAAGAGAAGCUGGUAGGCGCUACCCCCGCCCUGACGGAAGAGGGGCGUGAACUGCUGGAGGAUCGCCUGCACAAGUCGCAGCUUCUUCUUCAGGCGGAGCGGUGUCGUCGUGAGGCAGAUGUGGCGGCGUUGCGCGACACGAUUGACGGGCUAAAGCGGGAGAUAGACAACCUCGUUCAGGGGCACAAGAACCAGCUUCACGAUUGUGUCGUGGAGCAGCGGAAUGCGCUGCUUCGUCUCGAGAGCGACGUAAAAAACAGAGAGUCGGAGCUGCAGCGUACUCACAGCGCGGCGGUGGAGGAGUGGGUUCGACUACUAAAGCAGUCAACACAAGAAAAUAGAUCGCUGGCGCAACGCCACAACGAGGCAUGCAUAGAGCUGGAGCGCUGGCGUAUCGAGUGUCAGCAGCUCAGGCAUAGACUAAACGCCACAAGGGCGACGGCAACGCGCCCAAUAGACUCCGUCAGUAGGGAGCAGUACAAUGAUUUGGAAAGGCGACAUCACCUUUUGCACAAGGAAUUCGAUGAGUUGUCCGUAGAGAAGACGGAUAUGGAGCAGCAGCUUCAGAAGGUGCACCACGAUUUAUGUCUCCGUUCUAGGGAAUUGGAACGCGCGUUGCAAGUGUUGAACUCCCUCGGAAAAGGGCUUGACUAUGUAUGGCGUGAGCUACCGCUUGUCUGUGAGUCUAGCGCCACUUAUGCCGCAUAA